AGGAGCAGGAGCUGGAGCAUGGUAAACAGAGUGAGGAGGAGGGUAAAGUUAAACUGAUGGAGAACACAUCUGUGCACUGACUCAUGAACUACUGGUGUGUUUUGGAGAAAUCACAUAAGUUGAUGUUCAUCUGCACACUUUCCUGGAUUUUAUGCGUUUGGUUUAUCUGUGAAGACAUGGAGUGAAGUGUUUGCGCACCGGUCAGGAAGGAUGUCCGAGCGAAGAUGUGCUCCAGCCGGAAGAUCAUCUCGAGUUUGUUGGUUCUGUCGGUGCUGGAGAUAGGGCUCGGGGUGUCCAGCAUCGCCCUGGGCACGGUGGGCAUCUUCCGGGUGAAGGCGAAGCACAAGACCCAGCAGGGCGACGCUUCUCCUUUAUGGAGCGGAGUUUGCUUUCUUGUCUGUGGACUGUGUGGCAUGCUGUGUGCACGGAAAAGGACAGGACUGAUUAUGAUAUUAUUUUCCUCCUGCUGCAUUUGUGGGUUAAUCGGUGGAAUCCUGAACUUCCAGUUUGUCCGUGCACUGGUCAAGCGUUCAGAUGGCAUGCACUCUCUUCAUUUGGCCAUCAUGUCUCUAGCAUGUCUGGGCGUCAGCAGCUGCACGCUUUCCACAUGGCUGACCUGCAGACUGGCCAGCAGCGAACAGCAGCGCAUGUUUCUGGAGAGAGAACAUUCACUGCAUCACUCGCAAGAAAUGGCAGAGAAGGAGGUUUUGGAUAGCACCAGCAAUGGCAUUUCUCAAGUCUCCUACAACGGACGGAGCGCUUCGCCAUGACAGCUCGCUUCCCACUCACUCUUAACAGCACAGUUCUUCCACCUGAUUGGCUGAGUCAGGCUGACAGUUCUACACUCUGAUUGGCUGAGUCAGGCUGACAGUUCUACACUCUGAUUGGUUGAGUCGGGCUGACAGUAGAAGCACAGACGGCGUUCACAGGACAUAAUGUAGACAGAGCGUCAGAUAACAGUAUUGAGCAGACAGACAGCCAAUCAGUGUCCAGUUACCUGAUGACCUCAGGAGAGGUCAGAGCUGAUGACCUUGAUGACCAGCGUAAAGAAAACAGAUAUAUGAGUACAAAAAAGCAUGCAAACAAUCUUCUCUCUCUUUCUGUAUCUCUUUCUCUCUCCCUGUAUCUAGAUAAAGGGAAUGUUGAAUCUGAAAUUGUAAUCCUGAUAUUGUAUGGUAUACUGAAUGCUUUUUUUCCUGAUCGUAUAAAUGCACACUGCAAGAUGCCUGUAAAGAUAUUUAUUAAUUGACAGUAUUUUUAUAUAGAGGCUUCAUAUUAAAAUGAA
Molecule: messenger RNA, 1285 nt
Organism: Carassius auratus (goldfish)
Lineage: Eukaryota; Metazoa; Chordata; Actinopteri; Cypriniformes; Cyprinidae
Product: transmembrane protein 196-like
Exons: 4
Coding region: 225-770 (181 amino acids)
Source: RefSeq, a predicted model, not a curated record